This is a messenger RNA of Epinephelus lanceolatus (giant grouper), 1351 nucleotides long. It is a transcript of the gene ska1, whose product is annotated as spindle and kinetochore associated complex subunit 1. Gene Ontology annotation, molecular function: microtubule binding. The record is from RefSeq and is a predicted model, not a curated record. Gene Ontology annotation, biological process: regulation of microtubule polymerization or depolymerization; chromosome segregation; cell division. Gene Ontology annotation, cellular component: mitotic spindle; spindle microtubule; outer kinetochore. Lineage: Eukaryota; Metazoa; Chordata; Actinopteri; Perciformes; Serranidae.
GAAAACACAAAGAAGAAGAAGGAGGUGGCAGUGACGUCUCGGGUCGAGCGACAUUUCAAAUUGAGCUUGAACCGGGAACGCGGCGCAGCAUCGAAGAACAGAACGUCACCAUGAGUGAGUUGGAGGACAUCAGCCACCACAUUCAUGACAGAAUAUCAUCCUUACAGCGCCUGCUGGAUCUGUCAGUAGUUGAAUUUCCUCAAAAUAAGAUCAAGAAACUUGGACAAGAGCUCUUUGCACUCGAGAGACUUCUGGAGGAGUUUGAAAAAUGUGUUGAUCAACAGAAAGAGCAACUGAGGCAUCUUAAGGAACUUGAGGAGUCAUUCCAGAAGGAUUUUAAGGACAUCCAGCACAUUAAGGAAAACAUUCCUGCUCACAUGCUCAGGAAGAAAGGCCCAGUAAAUGGAAGUGAACCUGUAAUGAACCAGAAUGAAGCAGCCGAUGUCAAGCCAGCCCAGCUGGAAAAUGUCAAAAAGACCAUAAAGAACUUCAUCAGACAUAUGGAGUUCAUCACUGUGUCAGAGUUUGAGAACAUCCCUCAGUACAUGAGAGGACGUGUGUCAUAUCAGCAACUUAAUGCUGUGGUGCAGAGCAUUAACACAGCUGCAACAGCAAAGUACAAGAUCCUCCAUCAGUCAGUGAAAACUCUCAACAAUCAUGCACGCAAGCUGCACCAGCGCUUUAAGGAGCAGGAGACAUCAGAUACAAAAGGUCAGUAUUUUGUGGUGGAGGAUGACAUUCGUGAAUUCACUCAGAUGAAGGUGGACAAACGCUUUCAAGGGAUUUUGAACAUGCUGCGACACUGCCAGCGCCUUCGGGAGCUUCGAGGGGGGGGCAUCACCCGCUACAUGUUAAUAUGAAUCAACAAGUCCUAAUCAGAUGGAAUAUGCUUUUACUGUGGUUGUUUUUUCUUCCUUAUGGUGAAAUAGUAAGUCAAAAGAAUUUGUAAAUGUGCGUACCUCGUGGUUUAUUGUGGUCACAGUUACAGACUGCACAUUUGUGCACCCUGUCAGACACUACAUAUGAGGUUUUUGAUCUGCCAGACGGUUGGCCUCAUUGACUUAUUAUAUACUCAGAACAUUUUUUAAAAGCAAACAGUGACAUUGUGUCUGUCACAGAAUCUAAUCGCAAAGAGUGCAUCUGUGUGGGUUCAUUUCACAUUUAAAUAAUUACCCAUGGAUAUUCUUUCUCUUAUAGCCUGUAUGAGCACAUUAGCAAUGUGGAAUAUGUAUACAUGUAUGUAUGUUGUGGUACAAAUAGAUUUUUUGUUUUGUAUUACAUUGUUACAAGUGUCAACAACAUUUUGUAUUUUUGAGUUAAACAAAAUAAAAAUCAAAAGAAUAAAAAUUAC